AUGGCAAUGUAUGUAGGAGCAGAAACAGCAGUACGGAUGGAUUAUGGUGAUAGUGAAAGCUUUGAGGUAAAGGUAGGACUUCAUCAAGGAUCCGUGCUGAGUCUAUUAUUUAUCUUAGUAAUAGAUGUGGUGGCUAGAGAAAUGCGUGAAGGACUUCCCUGGGAGCUAUUAUAUGCAGAUGACCUUGUAUUAAUGGCACACAAUGAGGAAGAAUUGAGGGAUAAAAUUAGUAAAUGGAAGAUGACUAUGGAAGCAAAGGGGAAAAUGAAUGCAUCAAAGACAAAGGUGAUGAUUGGUGGGGAAAAUCUAAAGAUGGAGGAAGGUAAGUGGCCUUGUGGUGCAUGUGGGAAAGGAGUUGCUAGAAAUUCAAUCCAAUGCACAAGAUGCCAGAAAUGGGUACAUAAUAGAUGUAGCGGGAAAAAAGUAAGUUUGAUGUUAGCAAGAAUGACUUUUAUUUGUAGAACAUGCAUGAAAGUGAUACAUAAUAGUGAUAACAUAGAAAAUGGUGGUCUGGAUAUUGGCAAUGGGUUAACCAAUUCUGCUGUUGUUGCAAGGGUCAGACAAGCUUGGAAGAAAUUCAGAGAUGUCAUCAAUUUUAGAAAUAAAAAAGUCUCACUGAAGUUAAAGGGGAAAGUUUACGUAAGCUGUGUGAGGAGUUUAGUUUAUGGCGGCGAAAAAUGGGCAAUGAAAUCUACUCACGAAGAAUUAGAAAGAACAGAGAUGAGGAUGAUUAGAUGGAUGUGUGGGGUAUCUCUGAGAGAGAGAAAAACUAGCAAGGAAUUGAGAGCAAGAUUGGGUAUAGAUAUGAUUGGAGUGGUAAUGCGACGAAACAGACUAAGAUGGUUUGGGCAUGUGGAACGUAUGACAAAAGAUGACUGGGUAAAGAGAUGCACCUUGAUGGAAGUAGGAGGAUCCUAG
This is a messenger RNA of Gordionus sp. m RMFG-2023, 918 nucleotides long. RefSeq lists its product as uncharacterized. The record is from RefSeq and is a predicted model, not a curated record. NCBI's taxonomy places the organism in Eukaryota, Metazoa, Nematomorpha, Gordioida, Chordodea, Parachordodidae. The transcript is spliced from 2 exons. The coding region runs from base 1 to 918 and encodes 305 amino acids.